Phyllotreta striolata is the source of this 2386-nucleotide messenger RNA. The record is from the annotation of a GenBank genome assembly. NCBI's taxonomy places the organism in Eukaryota, Metazoa, Arthropoda, Insecta, Coleoptera, Chrysomelidae.
AACGUUUUAAUUUUUAUCAUAUUAAAUGACUUCGGAUAUUGAUUGAAAUUUACCUUCCUAGUAAUUUUUGUUUGUCACAGGUUUUCGUUGUACACAUUAUUACUGAAAUAGUAAAAAGAUUAUUCUUGAAAUUAUCCUUAUCCUCUAGAAUAGCUACAGAGCGAUUUCAAUUGUUCUGAAAAUCAAUAAAUAGGCAAAUAAACUAUUACCAGGAUUGCAAAUGUGAAAGUAUUAAAAUGAAAAAUGCAUACUUUACAACUUUUGGAUGAUUAAUAUAAAAAUCGAACGUACCAAACAAUGUAAAAUUCAAUUAUGAUUUGCACAUAAAAUAAAAUAAGGUAUAUGCGAGUUUCCAGUAGGAUGAUAAACUAAUUAAAAAUUCAUUUACCUUAUCGAAUUUCCAAUCUUCAUCGAACCGCAUUGGCCGUAUUUAAAAUGAAUAUGUAACUGUAAUCGAUAUUUAACAAUACAAUAGGACAUCAAAAAAAUAAUAUGCGGGUAAAAACAAUGAUUUUAAAACUGGUUUAUUUGGGUCUUUUAAUAACCGUAGUGGUUGGGGAAUUGAGCGUGAAGGAACAGUGGAAAGCGUACAAGAAAAAAUACAACAAAGUUUACUCGCCCAGCGAAGAUGCCUACCGGUUCGAGGUGUUCGCAAGCAAUUUGGAUUUCAUUAACGAGGUGAAUCAAAUGCACGAGCAAGGCAAAAGCAACUGGUUCGGGAAAAUCACCAAGCACACCGAUUGGACGAGCCGAGAAAAGCAGGACAUAGAAGAGAAACAAAAGUUGAAACGCUACAUUAUAGAUUAAUCGCGCCCUAAAUACAAUUUUUUGUACUUACCGAUUCGCAUUACAAUUACUACAAAAAAACAUUCCCAGUAUAAUAAACCACGUUUAGUCGAUGUAAAAGGCGUAGAUGUAUUUUAUACUAAGAUCACAGCUUUAAAUAUCACAUUGUUUUUUCUUCGAAACGGCGUUACUACGAGCUUAUCGCGAUAUCGCGGCGCCCUGCAUGGAUUUUCGCGGGGGUUGAUGUUGAUGGGGCGUGAAAGCGGCCCAGCCCGUCCCGGCGUCCACGUCGCGAUCCAUACCGGUAAUGACAUAUUCUUGUCUCAACAUUUCAAUUCUAUCGUCGAUAGUUGGACCGACUGCAAAUUAGAUAUUUCAAUUAGAUUCGUUUCGAAAUUAAUCAAAUCGGCCCAAAGGGUUACCUAAAAGAAACUAAACUCUUUCUUUAGUAACACAAAUUAUGAUAUAGUAGUAGGUGAGUAGGAUAUUUCGAAUUAGGAAUAACAGUGAUGGGAGUGUAAUUAUAAUUUUGUUGAACUUCGAUAGUUUUUUUUUAUUAUUUGAUAAUUAAAUAUUUCACGAAAAUAGUGCAACAACGAACCGGAGAUUCACAAUCAACAAACCCGGCUCACAAAUAAAUAUUCACAUAAUACUAAUUCAAAAUAUAAAAUAUUAGUAGAGUUGCUGAUAAAUCGUAACAGUCAAUAGAAAUUUGAAAACAAUACUUGUAGUCUCAUAGUCAAUUCAAAAUGUGUUCAUUUUGUACUUCUAUCAAAAGUUUUAUCAAGUAAACUCUACCGUUCGGUUUUUUUGUCUAAUCAACAUACAUGCACACAAACGAACGCGUUGUAGCGCUCACACAAGAAAGAAAAUAGAGUUCUAAGAGUAUUGUCGACUAAAACUUUUCCAAUAUUUUUUUAAAUCAUUCAUUCGACGUUCUAAACUUUUCGUCUACUGUCAUAUACAUGCCUUCCUCCUGGUAGACCGAAUCGUGUUUCGCCAGGAUACGCAGCAGAGGGCGCAAGUGUAACCACCACUGCUCCUUAGGAAUACGCAAUCUACGGGUAAACAAACAUCUAAGUUACCCCAUUUCCGAAUAAAUGGUAGAAACUUACUGGAAAUUGGUUUGUUCCUUGAUAUCUUCCAUGGACGUACACACGUAGGAUCUCUUCUUGAUGCCCAACACGCAAACGGUAUGGGGAUCGGUGCAUUCGACUUCACCCUUGGCGUUCAAAUUACCUCUUAAAUUGCACGACAACCAAUCGACGGCUUUAGUGGCCAUUUUGGUUCCUAAAUUUCUAUCGAACGGCGACGGGGAACCGCCCUGUUGCAUGUGACCUACGGUACAAGUAAACUUCACAAUCGCCUAUUAAGAUAUUCCAUCGUAUAUACCGAGUAUGUUCAUCCUGGCGCUGAACAAUCCCUUCCCUUCGCCCGAAUACAAGCGAUAAAUGAACUCGGUGUUGUAAUACUCGGAGGCCUUUUCGUUUCUCAAAAUCAACCCUCGUUGAACCCCUUCGGCCAUUUUCGAAGCCACGUGGUACACGUCUUGUUGUAGCUCUUUGAUGCUGAAAUGUUCUUCGUAUAUGUAAGCAGCAUC